AAAGGAGCUCUUGGGGAAGAGGAGAGCUGUGGCUCCCUCCCAGAUCUGGGGGUCGUGGAGAGAAGUGCUUCUGAACAGUGACCCAGGCCCCUUGUUGUAGCGCCUCUCCAUAAGGAGCAUCCCUCGAUUGGCCACCCUGAGCCUGUCUGGUUUUGUUCGGCCCCAGCUGUCCCUCCCAGCUCGCCCGCCCUUAGUUCCUGAAGCCGCCGACCUGUCGCGGCUGGAACCGUGGGCCAGGCGAAACCCCGGCAGUGGACGGCGCCCAAGAGUUUGAUGACAUCUGCUCUGGCUGCGUUGGCAUCCCAUGCGUUGUUCCUCUCACUAGCGAAGUUUCUCAGUGGUGCAGCCCCUCCAGCCUUUUCUUGAUCGAGGAGCGCGCGCGCGUUCCGCUGCGGUCCUUGGAGACUGCGCUAGGCGACUGGGUUGUGGCUUUGCUCCAGCCCCCAGCCAAUCUUGGGGGUGGGGCUUGGGGAACCGAGGAGCCAGCCUGAGAACCCUCGACUCACGCCGGCGAGCUAAUAGCCACAACCUAGCAUAUAGUUAGAGGACCUGGGCGCUGAAGUAAUCUCUCUCCGAAGGAACGCUCUGGCUGCACCUGCUCUCCUACUCCGACUUGGUUCUCCGCUGACUUGACACUGUGAGAAGCUGCUGAGGGGCCGGUGCCCCGACAGGUGGCUGUCCCCAGCCUGGGGGACUGCUAAAGGAGUCGCAACUGAAACAGCUGUUCCCAUGGCUCUUCAGGCACCUAGAAUUGGGAUCCGGACUGGGCGCUGGGAUGCUUGCUUUUUCCUUGUUCCAGUUUCACAGCACGUAUGUUGAUGAUUGGACUCUUGAGCCAGUCAAGAGUCAACUUCAAAGUGGUACUCCUGGGCUCUGCAUCCCAGACUCCGAGUGGAACAGGAGUCCAGAAGAGAGGGAUCUUCUGCUCUAACUAGUGGAUCUCCGUUCUGGAACUGGACUUCACAGAGCCCUGCUCACUGAGGCUUGACCAUAGUGGCUACAGGCUUCUCUUGGGGAUGGGUGUGUGGGUGCUGUGAGCGCCAGAUGUCAACACUCCGAACCGCGACAAUGGACAGAGUUUACGAAAUUCCCGAGGAGCCCAAUGUGGACCGGGUUUCAUCUCUGGAGGAAGAUGUCAUCCGUGGGGCCAGCCCCCGCUUUACUUUUCCCUUCGGUAUCCUCUUCUCCACCUUUUUGUACUGUGGGGAGGCUGCAUCUGCCUUGUACAUGGUUAGAACCUAUCGGAAGAGUAAUGAAACCUUCUGGAUGACAUACACCCUUUCCUUCUUCAUGUUUUCAUCUAUUAUGGUCCAGCUGACCCUCAUUUUUGUGCACAGAGAUCUGGCCAAAGAUAGACCAUUCUCAUUAUUCAUGCAUCUAAUCCUCUUGGGACCUGUUAUCAGAUGUUCGGAGGCCAUGAUUAAAUACCUCACACUGUGCAAGAAGGAGGGGCAGGAGGAGCCCUAUGUCAGCCUCACCCGAAAGAAGAUGCUAAUAGAUGGCCAGGAGGUGCUGAUAGAAUGGGAGGUGGGCCACUCCAUCCGGACCCUGGCUAUGCACCGCAAUGCCUACAAACGUAUGUCGCAGAUCCAAGCCUUCCUGGGCUCAGUGCCCCAGCUGACCUAUCAGCUCUAUGUGACCCUGAUCUCUGCAGAGGUCCCCCUGGGUAGAGCCGUGCUAAUGGUCUUUUCCCUGAUAUCUGUCACCUAUGGGGCUACCCUCUGCAAUAUGUUGGCUAUCCAGAUCAAAUAUGAUGACUACAAGAUUCGCCUUGGACCACUGGAAGUCCUUUGCAUCACCAUCUGGCGGACAUUGGAGAUCACAUCCCGCCUCAUGAUCCUGGUGCUCUUCUCAGCUACUUUGAAACUGAAGGCUUUGCCUUUCUUAGUGCUCAACUUCCUGAUCAUCCUCUUGGAGCCUUGGGUUAAGUUCUGGAGGAGUGGGGCCCAGAUGCCCAAUAACAUUGAGAAAAACUUCAGCCGGGUUGGUACCCUGGUGGUACUGAUUUCAGUCACUGUCCUCUAUGCUGGCAUCAACUUCUCUUGCUGGUCAGCCUUGCAGUUGAAGUUGGCAGACAGAGAUCUUGUUGACAAAGGUCAGAACUGGGGUCAUAUGGGCCUGCACUAUAGUGUGAGAUUGGUAGAGAAUGUGAUCAUGGUCUUGGUUUUUAAGUUCCUUGGCGUGAAAGUGUUACUGAAUUACUGCCAUUCUUUGCUUGCCGUGCAGCUCAUUAUCGCAUAUGUAAUUUCCAUUGGCUUCAUGCUCCUUUUCUUCCAGUACUUGCAUCCUUUGCGCUCGCUCUUCACCCAUAAUGUUAUAGAUUACCUCCAUUGUGUCUGCUGCCACCGGCAGUCUCAGGACAGGGCUGAGAACUCGGAGCCACCUGUUGAGGCUGAAGCAAGGCAAAGCAUUGUCUGAUUCCAUCUUCUGAAUAUUUUAGGGAUGGGCUAGGAGUUACCAAGAGCAACUGUGAAAUUUCAGGAAAGGAUGAUGCUCAUGGGUGAGUACCCACCAAGACAUUUUCUAGAGUUUCCUGGUAAACCUGUAAGAAGAAGAGGUUGCUCCCAAAGAGGUUUUAUUUUAUUUCUUUCAGAUUUACUGCUAUGUUUGGACCCCAGAGGUAUCCACUACUUACUUGGAAGCAUCAGAAAUACCAUUGACAUUCCUCCCACCCAGGUCAAUUCAGAUAACAUACUUCUAAGCAUCUUGGGCUCUCUCUGACUUUCUGGCCCUGCUCAUUGGCUGAGGCAUUACUGAGCUUUCCUGGACUGAGCAGAAGGCCCAGAAUCCCAUCCGAAUUGAUCAUAAUUGAUCAGAGGAUGUGAUGGCUUACUGGCUGUGGGUACAUCCCAGGAAACAGUCUGACUAAUGUGAAACCUGCAUCUGUGAGUGUCGCUGGAGUCUUCAUUCUAAUGAGAAGCCCCCAUUAUUAAAAGAGUUGCUCCCCCAAUGAGUUAGCAUUCCAUUAGGAUUUUGUUGUGGUCAUUCCACAAGGACCUCUCUUUUCAGUGGCCCUUGGUAAGCAUGCUCUGAAGUGGGAGUACACAGUAGGAUUCUUUCAGGGCAUAAGACAGAAUGACUCCUUUUUUCCCUCAGGGACUUGCAUAGCCCUCCAGUUUGUCCAGGGGAACAGCUGAGUGAAAUCUCCCACUUAGUGCCUCAUUAAUAAGGAGUCCCACCAGCCAAGCCUUGCUGUGCUCCUGGCAUUACAGUACUUGAUGUAGACCUCAGAGAAGCUGGACUGCAGUUGAAAAUGUUUCUGAUGAGUGGAAAUGAAGACUUCUUUGUGUUGGCUUGAUUAUUUUGUUGAUUUUUUUUUUUAGGGGAGAGAGAAAAUAAUGGCUGGGACAUCACCUUCAUGUUAUUUGGGACAGAGGAGGGAAACCAGAUCACAUUAAGUCAUCAUCAGUACUGGUUUAGCCCAUAGGAUUUUACUUUCUAAUAAAGAACAAAUGUUUGUCAACCCUCUUCUCAUUCCUAAACUCCCAAUGGGUGAAUGCAUGUCUCCCUUUCUGAUAUAUCACAAUGUUUACAUCUUAUUUCAGUUGGGUAUUUUGAUGAGAAUGUCAGCUGGAUGCCUCCAAGGUAGCCAAGAAAUUCAGGAUAUUAUGGCCACUUCCCAGUGGGACCAAAUAUCCCAUAAUUUACCUGAAUAAUGCUUGUCCAUCACAGAGUAGGAAAAUGAGAACUCUUAGUCAUGUGUGCCACUUGUGGCCCUGACAGUGCUUCAAGUAAUUGUCAACAAUGUGACCUAAGAUUUCCUGAUCAAGUUUACUCUUGGGAUCAUGCUAAGAAGUUAUCUAGCUAUUUCCCCCUCUUAUUCAAUGUGAGGACAUGAUGUUGGGGGAAGCUCCUUCCUCUAAGUAGUGGGGCUGUUAAGCAGAAUUAUACUUUUACUUAGCAUGGGUAGUGUGAUUUUCUCAACUUCAACUGCUGUUGGGGGUAAGUGAUGGGAUAGUUAAUUUGGGGGAGACUGUAGUGACUUGCUUUGAAGCAACAGAGAUUUCGUUUUUCAGACUCAACUCCCUUAUUCCAUUUUCUCAUAAUGAAGAAGAGACUUAGGUUGUUGUCAUAUAAACCUCACAACUGACAUUUGACUGUGUUAUUCAUGGUGAACUUGAAAGAAAUAAUCUAUUAGAACAGAAGAACACAUCGCCUCUUUGGAAUUCAAGCAAGAAUUUCUCCCCAGUGGUCAACAUGCCCUUAAUUAAGCCAAGGAGCAGCAAGGAACAAUAAUUUGGUUCAUAAAAGCAUAUGAAUCAGCUACUUAAGAGGUAGGUACUAUGGAAAUGUAGAGAGACACAUCAAGUAGGGCAGGCCAAUUAUAGCUAGAGUAGAGAUGCACAGGGCAGACUACACAGCAUCCACCUCCCUCUGUAGUCCUCCCCAGCCUCGGUGAUUUAAUAUCUUGGGAAUGCAGGCAGUUUAGGGAGAGGGCUGUGGAGCAGCUUCCAACCUGAAAAACCUGCUUCCUUCACCCAAGAAGAAAGACUGUGGUGAUACCUUAUGCAAACGAAUUAUUGGAACCUCCUGAAGAUGAUAGCCUUCCUGUUUAACAGAAAUCUUCCAGAUACACCAGAGAAGGAAUUGUGAAAUAUGGUGUUGGAGUGAGGGGACAGGGCAAGUGCCCUCUCCUAAGCAGUCUUCAAAAAGUUCAUGGAAGUGCAGAUGAUAAAAAACUAUGUAUGGAUUUUAAAAAAAUAUUACAUCAAAAUAUACUUUUCAUUCCAUUUUCUAUGAAUUCCUUGAAAUACCUUCAUAUUUGCAAGCAUUUCUUCAAUUGACUAAACUCUUUUUAUCCUCUGAAAUUUUUUUUAAAGACUUAUUUAUUGGAGCCCUUGCUAUGGCAUAGCAUGUUUAAGCCACCAUCUGCAAUGCUGAUAUCCCACACGGGUGCUGGUUUAAGUCCCAGCUGUUCUACUUCCAAUCCAGCUCCCUGUUAAUGUGCCUGGGAAAGCAGCAGAAGAUGGCUGAAGUCCUUGGACCCCUGCACGCUCAUGGGAGACCUGGAAGAAGUUCCUGGCUCCUGGCUCCUGGCUCCUGGCUCCUGGCUCCUGGCUUUGGCCUGGCCCAGCCCAGGGCGAUUACAGCCAUUUGGGGAGUGAACCAGCAGAUGGAAAACCUCUCUCUCUGUCUCUCCAUCUUUUUAAAAGAUUUAUUUAUUUGAAAGGCGGAGUUACAGGGAGAAGGAGAGAGAAGGAGAGUGAGGGAGAGAGAGAUCAUACAUCCUCUGGUUCAUUCCCCAAAUGGCUACAACAAUCAGGGCUGAGUCACCUGAAGCCAAGAGCCAGGAACUCUAUCCGGGUCUCCUAUGUGGCACUCAAGUACUUAGGCCAUCUUAUACUACUUUCCAUGGUGCAUUAGCAGAGAGCUGGAUCAGAAGCAAAGUAGCCAAGUCUUAAACUCUUGCUCUGAUAUGGAAUGCCAGAGUUGCAGGUGGUGGCUUAACCUGCUGUGCCACAAUGCUAACCCAAGCACCAUGGGGUACCUGGGUAAGAACAAAUCUUACUGAGUGGAGGAGGUGGCACAGGUGAGACCAGAAAACCAUAAAGUUUGGAAAAAAGCAUUAGGCCGAAGUUACAAUAGCUAUUUUCAGAUUACUGGAACUUUGGUAGCCUAAGUAUGGACAAACUAACAUGUUACGGAAAUGUAUUAAGUUGUCAUGUUUAUUUGCUCCACAAAUACUUUCAAGACUAUUGGUGUGGAGUUGUGAGGCACUGUGGGUGAGUUAAAUAAUAUUAAAUAUUUAAAUAAAACACUUAGGAUAAAUAAAGUUUAUAUUUAUGAGUGCUUGCUAUAGGCCUGGCACAGCACUAGGAUUUCUUAUGGAUUGUUUCAUUCAAUCCUCACAACUGUGGGGAGCAACUCGGACUAGACUGUUACUCGAAUUAAGACUUAUUCUAUGCAUCUGCUCUCCCACAAUAUGGCGCUGGGAGAGGAGGAAACAGCUUCUACACAGCUGCCUCCAGUUCAACCAAUAAACAGCAGGACCUGCUCCUGAUUGGAGGAGAGCAGCGUACUCGGCGUGUGGGUAGCAGAGUUGGGAUUGGUGGAAGAGGACUAUAAAGGAGGAGAGAGACACCAUGCACUGGGAACAUCUAAGAGGAAUACCUGUGCAGCCCCCGAGAGAGCCGGCCGGCGGUGUGCCGCUCCCCCGUGGAAGUGGGGAAAGUGGCAGGGGGAACCGCCCUUCCACGGAGGUGGAAGGGAUGGUAGCCAACCCGGGAAGAACCAGCAGCAAACCCAGGGAGGGCCGAGCAGACGAAAGAACAGCGCAGGGUCCUGUGUCGUUCCUCCACGAAGAGGGGGAGCGACAUAAUGGUGCCGUGACUCGGAUAUGAAGCCUAGGCAGGGUUUAGUGUCGUUCCUCCACGAAGAGGGGGAGCGACACACAACAACACUUAAUGAAGUAAAUAUUGUUAUUAUCUUCCAUUUUACAGAUUUAGAUUCUUUUAAAAGUGUUUUUUCUUUAUUUGAAAGGCAGAGAGAGAGAAAGAAAGAGAGAGAUCUCCUAUCCUCUGGUUUACUCCCCAGAUGCCCACAACAGCCAGGGGCAAACUAGUACAAAACCAGGAGUUGGGGGCUCAAUCUAGGUUUCCCAGGUGGGUAGCAGGAACCCAAGUAGUUGUGCCAUCACCUGCUGCCUUCCAGAGUAUGCACUGGCAGGAAGCUGGAAUGGAAAGGAGAGUUGGAACUCAAACUAGGUUCUCCAAUAUGAGCUGAGGGCAUGCUGAGCAACUGCUAGAUCAAGUGCCUGUCCCUACAGAUGAUGAUUGUUAAGACUUUGAAAAGUUAAGAGAUUUGUGCAAGAUCACAGCUAGUGUCAGAGCCAGCAUUCAGUCUUCAAACCUCAGGCUCCAGACCUUAUGCUCUUAAUCUUAUUUAACUAAGUCUUUGUAGGUCCUUUGUGAAAUUAUUUUAAUGUUAUUGGUUUCACCAGUGUUUUCUGGGCCCUGGCUGGGCCCAUACCAAAUAUUUCUUCUCACAAAUACUAUUUAUCAGGGAACACUGCUCAGUUCCUUCUAGAGAAUAGUCAAGUCUUAAAAUGUCCUUGUGAAAACCCGAACGUGUGCUCAGAUACUCUUGUAGGUUUGUUCUUGGGUUUGGCGGGCACUAUUGUAGACGGGCCCAUUUCCCUUUUAGUUCCACGACUUUGGCUGCUGCGUGUUCCUGAACAUACACCUUCCUAAUUCUGCUUGUGAGAGAAAGUUGGAGACAACAGUUCCCACUCAGGUUUGUUUGAACUGUGACCCCAGAAACAGCCCAUCAGGAUGAUGUUGAAGCCCAUUCUCUUUUGCCCCCUCUUGCCAAUAUUGCUCUUUCUCCCACUGAGAAGCUGAUUCUUAGUUGUAUAGUGGGCCAGGGAAGUAGAUGGUAGAGAAUAACAGCCCCAUCCCCCACCCCACAGCACACCCUAGCUAUUAUUGCCCUAGAAGCUUUGGUCAACCUGUACUGCCCUCUCUUACUCUCUGGGGGCAGCAGUAUAUGGAAAAUCUCUGUACCUUCCUCCUCCUUUUGCUGUGAACCUAAAACUGCUCUAUGAAAAUAAAAUAUUUUUUAAAAACCUUGAGCCUAACAUUAUUAAACAAAAUAUAAUCAUUUAUGAGAGUAUCCACAAUUGACUUAAUAGGACCGUCUCUGUUCCAGAAUUAUAAUCUUAAAUGAACCUUUAUAGAAAUAAAAUUGUAUAUUAAAUUGUAUGUUAGUUAAAUAGGAAAAAAAGACACCCUGAUUUUUGUUCUUAUUGGCCAGUGGGACUUAACAAGCUUUGAUUCUAACUUAGCAAUCUUAUUUUAACAUUCUUUUGUAUUUUUUUGUUACUGUCCAUUUAUAAAACACCAUUUUUCAUAUCCUCUUUUUAGUUGACUUUACCAUUCUACUGAUUUCCUCUUUCAUGAAUUAAAUAAAAUGUUG
This is a messenger RNA of Oryctolagus cuniculus (rabbit), 7914 nucleotides long. RefSeq names its product XK related X-linked (gene XKRX). NCBI's taxonomy places the organism in Eukaryota, Metazoa, Chordata, Mammalia, Lagomorpha, Leporidae. Gene Ontology annotation, cellular component: membrane. The record is from RefSeq and is a predicted model, not a curated record.